This is a messenger RNA of Musa acuminata subsp. malaccensis (wild Malaysian banana), 722 nucleotides long. The record is from RefSeq and is a predicted model, not a curated record. NCBI's taxonomy places the organism in Eukaryota, Viridiplantae, Streptophyta, Magnoliopsida, Zingiberales, Musaceae.
UUAUUGUGUUGUCAGUCUACUUGCGUGUGAGCGAGAGAGAGAGAGAGAGAAAGAGGGAGAUGGAAUCCCCUUGUGCUUCUACGUGUCUAUGUAGAAUCUGCUACGAAGAGGAGGAACGGAGCUCCACGAGUAUGGAAUCCCCCUGUGCUUGUUCUGGAACUGUAAAGUUUGCUCACAGAGAAUGCAUUCAGAGGUGGUGCGAUGAGAAAGGAAGCAACGUUUGUGAGAUUUGCCUUCAGAUAUUUAAACCAGGCUAUACUGUUCCUGAGAAGAAGUCCUUGGUGAAUGUGGUGGUCAUCAGCGUUUGUAGAUCUAUGAGGUGGAUGUGUUACCCUGUUCUUCCAGUAUCAGGAAGCAUGGAGGUUGACAGGAUAGAUUUUGAUCCAGAAAACCCAGCAUUAAUCAAUGUAGCUGAUUAUGCAGUAGGAUCAGAUUACGACGUGUUCCCCUGGAUCUAAUAGAAGACUGCCACUCACCAUAACAUGUUUGCCUGUCACGGUGAUGGACAGACUCCUGUAGAUGCUGAUGGAAAUAAAAAGCAUUACGAUGAGUAUCAGGGAAACAUGUGAUCGUCAUUUGUCAUGAUUUGUCUAGACCAUGUGAACUCUUUGUAUAUAUCAUAUGGUCUCUAUGUUUUGAGCAAUAAUAUUUGCAUGAUAUGAGAAUGUAACUCGUUACACUCAAGUAUUGUUUACUUGUGAGAUGUUUCAUUUGUGUGAGUA